AUGAUAACACGAAGAUGGUUCCACCCAACACUAUCGGGGGUGGAGGCGGAAAGGAUACUCAUGGAAUGUGGCCACGAUGGCUACUUCUUAGCAAGGCCUAGCAUGAGCAAUAAAGGUGAUUUCACUUUGUCAGUACGGCGAGGCAAUGAAGUAACACACAUUAAGAUACAAAAUAAUGGCGAGUUUCUUGACCUUUACGGAGGCGAAAAAUUCGCUACACUAUCCGAACUCGUUCAAUACUAUAUGGAUAAUCAGUGUCAAUUGCGUGAAAAAAACGGCAAUAUCAUCCGGUUAAAAACGCCUCUCAACUGUGCCGACCCUACAACAGAACGCUGGUACCAUGGACAACUCACAGCGAAAGAAGCGGAGCGAGUGAUGUUAGAAAAUGGAAAGAAUGGCUCGUUUCUUGUGCGGGAGUCUCAGCGGCAGCCAGGUGACUUUGUUCUCUCAGUGAGGACUCGAGAUCGUGUCACACACGUCAUCAUCCGGCGACAAGAUAAUAAGUACGAUGUAGGCGGUGGAACACAAUUUAAUGAUCUUGUCAGUUUAAUAGAACAUUAUAGAAACUUCCCCAUGGUUGAGACCACUGGUGAAGUUUUGCGACUGAUACAACCGUUUAACGCCACCCGUAUUCAAGUCCGACAUUUCCACACACGAGUAAAGCAACUUCAAAAAGAAAAUGAGGGUCCAAUCGAGAGUAUGGCUUAUAAACAAGGCUUUUGGGAAGAGUUUGAAACGUUACAAAUGAUGGAGAAUCUGCAACUUUUCGACAGAAUGGAAGGAUCCAAACCAGAAAACAUACGAAAAAAUAGAUACAAAAAUAUUAUACCUUUCGAUCGCACCCGUGUUGUACUGAAAGACAUACCACCUGACGCACCUCCUGGCUCUGACUAUAUAAAUGCAAAUUAUAUCCGCUGUGAGAUGAUCGAGCCAGGCUCAGAUUGUCAUGAUUCUAGCAAUGGAAGUUACGAAAAUGGCUCAAGUCGAGACAACACACCUUCAAAAAAUAAAGAGAAAUCGUCACCUGUCCACACUAGUGUCAUAGUUUGUGAAGAAAAAUUAGCUAACGUAAAAGUUCAAGGUAAUGGUACGAAAUUAAGCCCACCUUUUGAGCCUUGUGUCUUACGAACAAAUCCGAAUUAUGUUAAUACCACAAUUCCAAAAUCAACAGAAGAAACUGAAAAUGGUAUUGUGGAUCAUGUCUACAACAAGUUAUACAUCGCGACUCAAGGUUGCUUAUCAACCACUAUUUAUCCAUUUUGGUCUAUGAUAUGGCAGGAGGACGUUCGUAUAAUUAUAAUGACUACGAAAGAAAUUGAGCGUGGUAAAGUUAAAUGCGAGCGUUACUGGCCAGAAUUAAAUAAGACAGAAGUCUUUAAAAAGUUUACAGUACACAAUGAAUUUGAAUCAUCUACCCCAGAUUAUACGUUAAGACGCUUUGUUGUUACGAAAAAAGACGAGUGUAGCGUUAAAAGAACUAUUUAUCAUUUUCAUUUUACUGCGUGGCCGGAUCACGGCGUACCAUCGGAACCAGGCAGGGUCCUGAAUAUAUUGUUAGAUGUAAAUUAUAGGCUACAACAGAUUAUGACUGGGCCGGAUCCUCCCGCACAGGCGGUCGUUUGCGUCCAUUGCUCGGCAGGUAUUGGUAGAACCGGGACGUUUAUAGUUAUCGAUAUGAUCUUAGAUCAAAUAAGAAAAGAAGGCUUCGAUUGUGAAAUUGACAUCCACCGUACGGUUCAGAUGGUGCGCGACCAGCGAUCUGGUAUGGUGCAAAAUGAGGCGCAAUAUAAGUUUAUUUAUAUGGCAGUGUUAGAAUUUAUUGAAACUGAGAAGCAGAGAAUUGGUCUUGGCCCCGAAUCUAGCCAAGACUCUCCCCGAGUAUGGUCGCAUUCCGUUCCUUUUUUAUGA
Spodoptera exigua (beet armyworm) is the source of this 1908-nucleotide messenger RNA. Lineage: Eukaryota; Metazoa; Arthropoda; Insecta; Lepidoptera; Noctuidae. The record is from the annotation of a GenBank genome assembly.